Messenger RNA from Hydra vulgaris (swiftwater hydra), 2755 nucleotides. The record is from RefSeq and is a predicted model, not a curated record. NCBI's taxonomy places the organism in Eukaryota, Metazoa, Cnidaria, Hydrozoa, Anthoathecata, Hydridae.
UGCACAACCUUUUUCCAGAUAAAUACAGAAAAAAUUACACUUUAAAAAGUUACAUCAAUGUUAGAAACAUAAACAUCUUUGCUUCUACUUAAAAAUAUCAUAAAAUGAAUACUUUGGAUUUGUUUAUCUUGAUAUGGAGCCUGUUUUUACAAUCAACUUUUGUUGCAAUGAAAGAUCCAUGGACUCGAGCACCACAAACCACUUUAAUAUACAAGCCACAGACGUGUCUACCUGCUACAAUAACAAUAUGUGAAGGCUUAUCUGGCACUAUACAGUGUCCAGUAAAUUCGUUGAUAAAAAUUCAAAGUGCUAUAUAUGGUCGUGAUAGCAGAAGCAUAUGUACAUCAUCUUACGCAAAUUCUGCUUCACAGUUAAAUAAUUGCAUAUCUCCAAAAACUGUAACUGAACUUGUCCAGCAACGGUGCAACAACUACAUUAGCUGUUCUGUUCAAUCUAACAAUGCUGAAUUUACUGAUCCGUGUCCAGGAAUUUACAAAUACACUGUUGUUAACUAUAAUUGUUUUUUAGAAGCUGCUUGGUCACAGUGGAGUGAUUGGACAAGCUGUGAUGUUUCUUAUGGAUUUAUAAACAGAACAAGAGAAUGCAAUAUUUCUGUUGGCGCAGCUUGGUGUUGCGGUAACAAGUCUGAGAUUAAACCAUGUUUUGUGUAUUGGGGAGAAUGGAGCACUUGGUCAGUUUGUAAUGCUUCUUAUGGAUAUGGAUUUAUGAACAGGACUAGACAGUGUAAUGCAACAAAUGUUAAAGACAGGUGCCCUGGUAACAACAUUGAAGUUCACAAUUGUUUUGCUAAUUGGGGAGAAUGGAGCAUUUGGACAAAUUGUGAAAGUGCCUUAGAUUAUACUGAUCGAACAAGAGAUUGUAAGGUGUUGAAUACUGUGCAACAGUGUCCUGGCGAAAGCUUUGAGAGAAUUAUUUGCUCAGCUUCUUGGACACAAUGGGGGGAUUGGUCAAUAUGCAAUCUUUCUAAUGGCAACGGGUUUAUUAACAGAUCAAGAGUGUGUAAUAUUUUUUUAAAUUCAGCAUCAUGUGCUGGUGUUGCAUCUGAAGUAAACCAAUGUUAUGCUUUUUGGGAACAAUGGAGCUAUUGGUCAUUUUGUGAUGAAUUGGGAUUAAUGACCAGAUCAAGGAUAUGUAAUGUUUCAAAUACUAAUGAGACAUGUUUUGGCGAUAACUAUGAAACAAGAAGUUGUUUUUUUAUUUGGACAGAAUGGAGCAGCUGGACAAGUUGCAAUGUCUCUUUAGGGUUGAUAAGCAGAACAAGACAUUGUAAUGUUUCAGACUCAGACUUUCAAUGUCAAGGUUUAGCUGAAGAAGUGGACGAUUGUUUGGUACUUUGGACAGAAUGGAGCAAAUGGACAAGUUGCAAUUUCUCUUCUGGACUGAAAAGUAGAACAAGACAGUGUAAUGUUUCAGACUCUGAAAUUCAAUGUCAAGGUUCUGCAGAUGAAGAGGAAAAUUGUUUUGCAUUUUGGGAACAAUGGAGCGAUUGGUCAUUUUGUAAUGAUUCAUUUGGAUUUAUGAACAGAUCAAGGAUAUGUAAUGUCUCAAGUGCUUAUGAGACCUGUUAUGGAAAUAACUCUGAAAUACGAAUAUGUUUUUAUUUUUGGACAGAAUGGAGUAACUGGACAAGUUGCAAUGUCUCUUCUGGAUUGAUGAGCAGAACAAGAAAGUGUAAUAUUUCAGAUUCAGCCUUUUCAUGUCAAGGCUUGGCAAGAGAGGAGGGAAAAUGUUUUGCAUUAUGGUCUCAAUGGAACAAUUGGACGUGUUGUAAUGAAUCCUAUAAAUUUAUGAGCAGAUCAAGAAAUUGCAAUGUUUCAAAUACAAUGAAUCAAUGUAAUGGAAACAGUUCUGAAAUAAUUAAGUGCUUUGCAUUUUGGGGAUCGUGGAGCAGUUGGUCACAUUGUAAUGAUUUUUUGGGAUAUAGGAAUAGAACAAGAGAGUGUGUUAUUUCAAAAAAUACAGAAUGGUGUUGUGGUACCAGCUUUGAAGAUAAGAAAUGUUUAGAACCAAGUUGUUACAUCACUUACAGUACUGGAUUUAAUGGAUCAAAUAAUCUUGGGUGGUGUUCUGGCAACAAUUCUGAAUGCUUCGUUAAAUGGGCUGUCUGGAGUGAAUUCUCUGCAUCUUGCGGUGAAGGAUACAGAAGAAGCUAUUUAAUUUCAGAAACAAAAACAAGUUCAGUUUUUAGAGAUCUAAAUUGUGAUAUAGGAAACUGUCCAGUGGAUGGAAUGUGGGGAACCUGGUCAGAUUCAAAAUGUUUUAAAUCAUGUGGUAAUGAAGUUAAAACUAUUAAAAGAAAUUGUGACAAUCCUUACCCAUUAUUUCAUGGUAGAGGUUGUACUGGUAUCAUUGCUUACAACAAUAGCUGUGAAAAUAAUACAAUUUGUCCAGUAAAAGGGCAAUGGUCAUUUUGGUCUUCUUGGUCAGCAUGCAGUCAACCGUGUAAUGGGGGUGUUAAAUCAAAAUUCCGCAGUUGUUCAAAUCCAAGUCCUAAGUAUGGUGGUCUAAAUUGUAAUGGAAUAAGUAAAAAAUUUCAUAAAUGCAAUUUGCAAAAAUGCCAAAGUAGAAAUGUUAACUUGGCUAUCAAUUUUUUGGAUGAAGAUUUUAUCAAUACCUAUAUUAGGCUAUCAGAGGGUAGAUCAGAUCUAAAAGAUAGAAUAAAACUAGCAAUAACCAAACUUUACAGUGAUCGAAAAGUAAAUGCAACUUUUAACAUUGUUCUGCAUUCUAUAAA